Messenger RNA from Bombyx mandarina (wild silkworm), 2366 nucleotides. Its product is annotated as ATP-dependent RNA helicase DDX54. Gene Ontology annotation, cellular component: nucleus; cytosol. The record is from RefSeq and is a predicted model, not a curated record. NCBI's taxonomy places the organism in Eukaryota, Metazoa, Arthropoda, Insecta, Lepidoptera, Bombycidae. Gene Ontology annotation, molecular function: RNA helicase activity; ATP binding; RNA binding.
UUAUUAAAUAUUGAGUGUUUCGCGUGUUAGUACUAAUAUUAUUCCUAUAGACAGCAUGGUGAAAUUAAGUUAAUAAAAAUGUUAAAACCUAAAGAAUUAGAUGAUCACCUGCCGGGUUUCGAUGCCCCUAAAGCAGAUGAGCCUCAAAAUGAACCCAAAAACAACCAGAAGAAAAAGAAGAGUUCGGGUGCUUUUCAAUCAAUGGGCCUAAGUUUUCCUGUUUUAAAAGGAAUUACGAAACGGGGAUACAAACAACCAACACCUAUACAACGUAAGACCAUACCAAUAGCAUUGACUGGGAAAGAUGUUGUUGCAAUGGCCCGAACUGGGUCCGGCAAAACAGCUUGUUUUGUCCUCCCAAUCCUUGAGAAACUUCUUGUUCCGAACAACAAACCUACACCUGGAAAGAAUUUGAGGGCAUUAAUUCUCUCACCAACUAGAGAACUCGCAUUACAGACAUUAAGAUUUGUGAGGGAGCUGGGAAAAUUCACUGGAUUAACGAGUGCAGCUAUUCUUGGUGGAGAGUCCAUUGAGCAGCAGUUUAAUGUGAUGUCUGGCUCUUCUCCAGACAUAGUUGUUGCAACACCUGGGCGCUUCUUACACAUCUGCAUUGAGAUGAGCUUAAAGUUAGACAACAUCAAAAUAGUUGUCUUUGAUGAAGCUGACCGACUAUUUGAGCUUGGUUUCGGUGAGCAAUUACAAGAGAUCUGUGCUCGUCUCCCUUCUAGUCGUCAAACGUUAUUAUUCUCUGCAACACUACCUAAAAUGCUAGUAGAAUUUGCGAGGGCUGGACUAUCAGAUCCCACCUUGAUAAGAUUAGAUGUUGAUUGGAAAUUACCUUCAACAUUAUGGCUGGGAUGGAUAUCAGUGAGGGCUGAAUUGAAAACGGCAGCCCUGUUGAUUCUAUUAGACAAAGUAUUAACUCCAACAACACCCCAAGCAGUUGUCUUUGCUGCUACGAAACAUCAUGUUGAGUAUUUACAUUUGAUUCUACAACAAGCCGGUAUAAGUUCAACAUAUGCGUAUUCAGGCCUGGAUCCGUCAGCCCGUAAGAUAGCUCUAGGACGGUUUACCAAUAAGAAGUGUUCUGUUCUAAUAGUAACGGAUGUGGCAGCCAGAGGUCUAGACUUACCUGCAUUGGAUACAGUCAUUAAUUACAACUUUCCGGCGAAACCCAAACUCUUCGUCCACAGAGUUGGUCGCAGUGCCAGAGCGGGUCGAGCGGGUCGGGCCUUCUCCCUGGUGGCGGCGGAAGACGUGGCCCACUUGUUGGAUCUGCAGCUGUUCUUGGGCACCACGCUGGGGAGAGUGGACGAGAGCGCGGGGCGGGGGGCCGCCUGCGCCAGCGGAGUGUGGGGGGCGUUGCCCGCAGAACAGCUGGAACUUCGACAUCAGGACGUUAUGGCCUGGGAGAAGAACUACUCUGAAAUUGAGGAGGCGGCUCGUACGUGCGCCCGUGGACUGCAGCAGUACGUGCGGUGGCGCGAGGCGGCCUCCGCGGAGGGCAACAGGCGCGCCAAGCUGACCGAAGCGCCCACGCAGCCGCACCCCUUCCUCACCGACGGCGCCCCGGACUCCGCCGCGGUACUCGUGGAUCAGAUCAAGAACUACACACCUAAAGGGACAAUAUUGGAGUUGUCGGCUAAAAACGAUUCACCGAUGUAUUUGGCGAUGAAAGCCAAGAAGCUCGCACACGGCAGAACUGUCGAGAAGACGAGACAAAACAAAAAGCUACAGGCCGAAGGUAAACUUGAUGAUAUCGUCACUGCUGUUAAAUCUAAGAAGAAAAAGAAGGGACCAGUGCGAGAUGAGAACUACAUACCGCACCAAGCAAGCGACCAGCACACUGAAACAGGCAUGGCGGUGAACUUCAGCGCGGGCGCGGAGCACGCCCAGCUGGAGCUGCGAGCCGACAGCGGGGACGCCGAGCGCGCGCAGCGGAACGUCAUGCGCUGGGACAGGAAGCGGAAGAAGAUGGUGCACGUUGACCCCGACGGCGGACGCAAGAUGAUUCGUACUGAGAGCGGGUUCCGUGUCCCGGCUUCGUUCCGCAGCGGCCGCUUCGACGACUGGAAGAAACGCAACUUCGCGCACGACCACUCCGACGACGAACCGCAAGCACAAACCAAUAAAAGGAAACCAGCAUCUGAAUUCCGUCCGCACUGGGUGAAGCACAACGAACGCGUAGCGAAAAAAGCGGCCGAGUCCAAGUCGCGCGAGUUCAGAGACAAGCAGCAGAUCGUCAAGGAGCGCAUGCGGAAGGACAAGAUUAAACAGAAACUCAAGUUCAAAGGGAACAAGAAGAAAAACAAAAGGAAAAAAUAAGUGAAUUAUUUUUAAUAAAACGUUUACGACUCUAUAACUUU